AUGGCUGAUUGCGAAUCUAUGUCUCUCGAUGUCAAAGGUCCACAUUUCCACGUGGAACCACCUACUCGAGUGGAAUUCUCCAACAACAGUGGCACUGAAGUGCGGUGUAGAGCCGACGGAGCACCAACUCCCAUAAUCAGUUGGAUAAACAAGGAAGGCACUGUCGCUCGAGAUAUUCCUGGAUUGCGCCAUACUCGGUCAGAUGGCACUUUGGUCUUGCUGCCAUUCCGCAGAUCUGAGUAUCGGCAAGAUGUCCACGACACCGUUUAUCAGUGUUCUGCUGCAAACAAAGGAGGCUCAAUUUUAAGUCGAGAAGUUCACGUCAGAGGAGUGAUAAAACAGGAAUUUGAGCCCCAAGUUUACGACGACUUUGUUGUUCUUGGUAAUACUGCUGUUCUGCGCUGUCAUCUUCCUCUGGUCGUACGAGAAUAUGUGUCGGUUGAUUCUUGGAUUAGAGAUGAUCAGCAAAUACUGAAACGAAAUGAUAUGAAAGGAAAUUCUUAUACAGUAUUAAAUUCGGGAGAGUUACUACUCCAUGCCGUUCAAGAAAAAGAGUCUAAAAGAACUUAUUUGUGCCAAACAAGACACAGGGUAACUGGAGAAAUGGUUCUUAGCGCGAGUUCUGGAAAAGUAGUUGUUUCAGAUUCUCAAAUUUCAACUCUUCCGAAAGUAACCCUUAACAAUCCUCAAGUCAGAGCUGAAGAAAACAGUUUUGCACAACUGCCUUGUGUUGCUCAAGGAACACCCCCACCUAGUUACAAGUGGAUGAAAGACGUAUCCGGUGUCUUGCGUCCCAUAAAAGAAGAUGGACGAAUAUGGAUUAACCAAGGAGUGCUGAAUAUAAAACACAUACAGUUUUCGGAUGGAGGCAUAUACCAAUGCAUUGUCAGAAACAGUAUAGGAGAAAGACGGAUUGAAAGCGUAUUAAGCGUUACGGCUCGCAUUUCUGUGAGUAUAUGGCCGCAGAGACAAGUCCUAAUCAUCGGACAAGAGGCGACAUUCAACUGCAAUGCCACGGGGUACCCUAUUCACAAUAUCUUGUGGAAGAGAAACCAGAGACCACUAUUGUCAAACAGCAGGGUUCGACUUUUGUCACGUGACGUCAUGCACAUAUCGUCUGUCAGGAGGGAAGAUGCUGGAAUGUAUCAAUGUUUCAUCUACAAUGAGAUUGAUGUAGCUCAAGGUACUGCAGAGCUAACAAUAUCUGAUGUGGCCCCGACUUUGAUUACCGCUUUUACGGAGAAAACUGCAAAACCAGGAGAUACAAUCUCUUUAAAUUGCGUCACUGCCGGUAAUCCACUUCCGCUCCUCACUUGGCACAGAGACGAUGUCCCCCUGCCGCCGGGCCCCCGAAUUACCGCAGCAGAUCGUGUGGACGACUCGGGACACGUGAUUGGCAUCCUCAACAUCAGCGAUGCUCGAGUCGAAGACGGCGGGGAAUAUCGAUGUCAAGGCGAUAACGAUAUUGGGAGUGCUUUCCAUGCGGCACGUCUCAAUAUUUAUGGACCGCCAUUUGUCCGAACUAUGGGAAAUGUGACUGCAAUUGCUGGCCGGGAUCUCAAGAUCCGCUGCCCCUAUGGUGGAUAUCCCAUUAAGGGGAUUAAAUGGUAUAAAAAUGAUGUCCUUCUAGCUAUGAGUCAAAAGCACAAAAUCAGUCCUAGCGGGACACUAACCAUCUUGAAUGUACAAAGAUCCGCAGAUAAAGGAGAAUACACAUGUAAGGUCAAGAGUCCUGAUGGACAGCUUGCUUAUGGAAAGGUGCAUGUUUCUGUUGUAGUACCACCACUUAUUGAUGGUUAUUACCUGCGGGAGACAAUAACAGUGGACGAAGAUUCACGAACAAAACUUAUGUGCGUGGUUAUUAAAGGCGAUCCCCCAAUCAGAUUUCACUGGCUAAAGAAUGGCCAAACUUUCCUAGCUCAUGGAGAUACCACCGUGCAGACCUUUGAUGACACAUCCAUUGUAACUUUCAACAAGGUGCUCUCCAAUGACAGAGGACGAUACACGUGCGUCGCGACAAAUCCAGCUUCAUCUUUCAAUAGAACAAUGCAGCUCAUAGUGAAUGUUCCUCCAUCAUGGAUUUCAGAGCCUAAAAACUCGUCUGCUGUGCUGGGUAAUGCUGCAUGGUUGGACUGCUCAGCAAAUGGUUUCCCAACUCCUAGUAUCAUUUGGAAAAAACUCAUUCAUCAAGACGGCAGUACAGAAGACUUCACGUACGUGCAUUCAAAUGCGCGUGCGCAUCGCUAUAGUAACGGAACAUUGUAUAUAUCUGAUAUUGAAGAAAGCGAUGGAGGCCCUUACCUAUGUCAAGCUAAUAAUGGAAUAGCAGCAGGUCUCAGUAAAGUUAUAUGGCUUCAGGUUUUAGUUCCUCCGAAAUUUGUAGAGCCACAUCAAACAAAAAUUGUAGCUGAACAUUUCAACGCCACACUGAGGUGCACAGCCAUCGGUCACACGCCGAUUGUUAUAACGUGGCAUAAGAAUAAGUCUUUGAUUGAGAUAAGCAAGCGAGGAAGAUUUUCUAUAAGAGACAUAGCUGAUUCUCAACAAACAAUGUCAGAACUGAAUAUAAUUAAAACACAGCGAAACGAUUCAGGAGUCUAUAACUGUCUAGCUGUGAGCGACAUUGGAACUGCUGAGGCCUCAAUAGAAUACAUAGUUCAAGGCAAGCCCGAUCCACCAAGUAAUAUCAGAGUUGUGAACACAACCAGUCGAUCUGUAAGUGUCCAGUGGGAAUUUAGCCACAAUGGGAAUAACCCAAUUAAGAGAAGUAUUGUGCAAUACCAAAACAUAUCCGGUACCACUUGGAGCAAUCAGACCUCCCAAUUGCUUGUUCCCGGACCAGAAAGGACAGCAACCGUUCCAUCACUUUCACCCAUUACCGUCUACUCCAUUCGCAUCAUAACUGAGAACGCGCUGGGCCGCAGUAGACCUAGUGAAGUUAUUAACGUCACUACAUUGGAGGAAGCCCCAUCCGGUGUACCGCGAGACGUUGCAGCUCAUUCUACUGGAGCACAUUCGAUCAAAGUGUCAUGGAAGCCACCAUUUGAAGAAGAACUAAAUGGAUAUAUCCUCGGAUAUUACAUUGGAUAUCGCGCUUCCUCUUCAACGGAAAACUUUACUUACAAGCAAGUGGAACAAAAUGGGGGAGAUGAUCAGCAAUUUACAUACAUUACCGGGCUGAAACCUUUUACGAAAUACGACAUAGUUAUUAAAGCAUUUAAUUCCGCUGGAGCUGGUCCAAAAUCAUUAGCAGUAGCUGCAGAAACUUUGGAAACAGCACCACCGACUUCACCAAUUGUACAAAUCAAAGGCACCACCAAAUCCAGCAUAGAACUCACUUGGGAGAAGGAUGCAAUGGACAAAUCAGCUAUAACCGAGUAUACUCUUCAUUAUAAGACGGAAAACGGAGAAUGGGAGCAGAAAAAACUGAGCAGCUCUGUUGAUCGCUACACUCUUAAAGGACUACGAUGUGGUUCAAGAUAUCAUCUUUACAUGACAGCCUCUAACAGCCUGGGAACGGGAGAACCUAGUGAAUCUGUUUAUGCUAGAACAAAUGGAGCGGCUUCAAUGUCACCAAAGGAUACAAAUUUUAUCCACCAAAACUCAACAACAGUCGCACUGAAUCUCAAUGCCUGGCAAAGUGGAGGUUGUCCUAUUAUGUAUUUCACCAUUAAAUACCGGCCGAAAUAUCAUAACCAGUGGACAACCGUUAGUGAAAAAUUAGACAUGCCAGUAGAAGUGUACACUCUUCGGCACUUAGCGCCUGGAAGAGAUUACGUUCUGAUGGUUACAGCGUAUACCGAAGCUGGACUUACUCAAGCAGAAUACAGUUUUAGAACCCUUUACCCUUCUCAAACAGGGCAAACAUCCUUUCCUGCAUAUGGGAAAAGAGAAACAGAAAUGCCAUUUUACAAGAAUGUGACUCUUGUGCUGCCAGUUUUGAUUUCUUUCUUAGUCUUAUUUGCAAUCAUAUUGAUUGUGAUCAUUUGCUUCAGGAAACACUCCCAAGAAAGGAGAGAUUACGGAAUCGAGAAGACUUCUCCACAUUCCUUAAUGCUCAAUGACCUGAGCCAUUCGGAAACAAAGUCACCAAAACACUCACAGUACGCAUGUCCAGAAGGUAUUCACCACUUUUGUGCUUAA
This is a messenger RNA of Uloborus diversus, 4143 nucleotides long. RefSeq names its product cell adhesion molecule DSCAM-like. NCBI's taxonomy places the organism in Eukaryota, Metazoa, Arthropoda, Arachnida, Araneae, Uloboridae. The record is from RefSeq and is a predicted model, not a curated record. Gene Ontology annotation, molecular function: protein binding.